CCCCUGGCGGAGGCGGGCGGCGGGGCGGGGCCGUGGCCCCGCCGCGGCCGCCUGAGUAGCAGCCGCUGCCGGCGCGUUUCGCCUUCCCGCCCCCUCCCUCGGUACUCCCUCCCUCGCCUCCUCGGUCGGGGCAGCAGGAAGCGCCUCUGAUGUCAGCGGCGGUGGCCGCGGCGCGGCUCUGAGCGGCUCCCCCCACCCCGGCCCCCUCGCCCCGCUGCUGCUGCCGCCGCCGGGGCUGGCGGAGGCCGCCAGCUUCGGCCCCGGGUGUACCCCCUUCUCUCCGCCAGGGACGCGCGGCCGAGGCGACUCCCAGGCUCCGCAGAGGCCGCGGCCUAGGGCAGCCGGCGCGGCGCUCCGCGGGGGUGCGGGAGGGCGCGGGAUGCGGAGCGGCGCCGCCGCCGGCGGGGCCUCCACCCGCCGCCACUGAAGCCCGCGGCCGCCGCGGAUGCGGCCUCGCCCCGCGCGGUGGCCCAGGCGGCGCCUCGGCCAGGCCCUCCCCGACCUGCGCCCGAGCGGAGGGCGGGAGCCGCCGCCGCCGCGCCCCGCGUAGCCCCGGCCCAGGCCCUCGGCUGCCCGGCGCCGAGCCCUUCGUCCCCGGCCUGCCCUGGCCUCUCCUCCCCCAGGUGAAAGAGGAGGGAUGUCCGCUGCCGCCUCCGCUGAAAUGAUUGAAACCCCCCCGGUCCUCAACUUCGAAGAAAUCGACUACAAAGAGAUCGAGGUGGAAGAGGUUGUUGGAAGAGGAGCCUUUGGUGUGGUCUGCAAGGCAAAAUGGCGAGCUAAAGAUGUAGCCAUUAAACAAAUAGAAAGUGAAUCUGAAAGAAAAGCCUUCAUUGUAGAGCUUCGACAACUGUCACGAGUAAACCAUCCCAAUAUUGUCAAGUUAUAUGGAGCCUGUCUAAACCCAGUGUGUCUUGUUAUGGAGUAUGCUGAAGGAGGUUCUCUGUACAAUGUGCUGCAUGGUGCUGAACCUCUGCCUCAUUAUACUGCUGCACAUGCCAUGAGUUGGUGUUUACAGUGUUCCCAAGGAGUGGCAUAUCUCCACAGUAUGAAACCAAAAGCUCUAAUUCACAGAGACCUGAAACCACCAAAUUUACUCUUGGUAGCUGGGGGGACAGUUCUAAAAAUCUGUGAUUUUGGUACAGCCUGUGAUAUUCAAACACACAUGACCAACAAUAAGGGAAGUGCUGCUUGGAUGGCACCUGAAGUUUUUGAAGGUAGCAAUUACAGUGAAAAAUGUGAUGUUUUCAGUUGGGGUAUUAUUCUCUGGGAGGUAAUCACCCGUAGGAAACCUUUUGAUGAGAUUGGUGGUCCAGCUUUCCGCAUAAUGUGGGCAGUUCACAAUGGUACUCGGCCACCACUGAUCAAAAACUUACCUAAACCAAUUGAGAGUUUAAUGACCCGUUGUUGGUCCAAGGAUCCCUCGCAACGACCAUCCAUGGAGGAAAUUGUUAAAAUAAUGACACACUUGAUGCGGUACUUUCCAGGAGCUGAUGAACCUCUGCAGUAUCCAUGCCAGUAUUCAGAUGAAGGCCAAAGCAACUCUGCCACUAGUACAGGUUCUUUCAUGGACAUCACUUCUACAAACACAAGUAAUAAGAGUGAUGCUAACAUGGAACCAAGUGACUUCCAAGGAGCUUCUACCAAUGACACUAUUAAACGUUUAGAGUCAAAAUUGGCACAGCAAAUGAAAAAUACAGCCAAGCAGCCGGGUGAUCCUGGCCGUUUGAGUUUACCCCCAUCUCGUGGGAGUAGUGUGGAGAGCUUGUCAGAUGUUCGCGCACGACCACAGUCAGCCCUUGUUUCAGGAGAAGCCAAAAGGAUGAGUGCUGAUAUGUCCGAAAUAGAAGCAAGAAUAGCUUCCAUCACAGCCUAUUCCAAGCCUAAACGAGGCCAUCGUAAAACUGCUUCAUUUGGCAACAUUCUGGAUGUCCCUGAGAUCAUCAUACCAGCAGGAAACGGACAGCAGAGGCGCAGAUCCAUUCAAGAUCUCAGUGUUGCUGGAACAGAGUCCAGUCAGGAGAGUAGAAACAGCAGUAGAUCAUCUAGUCCUAGUGUGAGAAUGAUCACUACCUCGGGACCAACCUCUGAAAAGCCAACUCGUAAUCCAUGGACACCUGAUGAUGCAGCUGCUCUUGGAGAUAGCAUAGUCUUUGAGGGCAACACCUUAGUUUCUCUACCACGACUACUCUGUGGCAGGUGCUUUUGGGGUAUGGAGACCAAUGGGUCAGAUAACUCCAUCCCAAUGGCAUAUCUUACAUUAGAUCAUCAGUUACAGCCUCUAGCACCAUGCCCAAACUCCAAAGAAUCUAUGGCUGUGUUUGAACAGCACUGCAAAAUGGCACAAGAAUAUAUGAAAGUUCAGACAGAAAUCGCAUUGCUGUUGCAGAGGAAACAAGAACUAAUAGCAGAACUGGACCAGGAUGAAAAAGACCAGCAAAACACAUCCCGUCUGGUACAAGAACAUAAAAAGCUGUUAGAUGAAAACAAAAGUCUUUCAACUUACUAUCAGCAAUGCAAAAAACAAUUAGAGGUCAUCAGAAAUCAGCAACAGAAACGGCCAGGCACAUCAUGAUUUCCUGGGACCUUUCAAAUGAAAAAUAUGCACAGAAAAGACUGAUAUUUUUUUUUUAUUGUUAUUAUUAUCCCUUAUUAUGACAACUCAUGAGUGUUAGCUUCUUGGUGUGAUCUGUAUUUGUCUGCUACACUUAACAUCAUUUAAUUUUCUUUUUCCUAUGGUGGACAUCCAGUUCAACAGGUUAAUUGAAUAAGGUGAGAAAACAGUGGCUUGAAUUAAUCAACAGCCCUCAAUUUAAGGCAAGAACAGUGGCUGUAUGCAUGCUCCUUGUGUGAAGGCUAGCCUAACAAGUGUUAAAGUGGCUGCUAAAUUGUAAGAUCUUGUUUUUAGUUUUUUUGGUGUUACCUCGAUAAGAGCAAAACAAAAACUUUCCUGUUUAAGAAUGGUUUUGUUCCAGUGUCUCAUCUCAAACUAUUAUGACGAUUAUGUUCAGGUCUUAAACAUGCACCAAGCUGCAGAGGUGAUGUUGGCUGACCAGAGUAAUUCAUGAUGCAUUAGUGAUGCCUUUUACCUGUAGACAUAGUGUAUUUUUUCCACAUGCAAAAUGGUAGGCAAACUGAUGCCAGCAUCCUUGGUUCAGUGCUUGAUAGCCCUGCAUUUUGACUAAUAUAUUUCUUGUAAUCUUGCAUUCAUAAAAUAUUUGAAGUAAAAGGCUGUAUUUUCUUUACUUUCUUGGGGGGGAUGACAUGACAUGAAUGAUCAUUUAGUUACUGGGCAAAAGUUAUGAAGGUGAUUCACUGGGCAAAGUUGGUCCCUUCUGUAAAAGAGAGAAAGAAUCAAAAUGUGUGAAAAUGUGUUUAAAUUCCUUAAGGCUUUUGUCCCUGUAGCAUCUUUGGAAGGAAAUGCAGAAAGCAAAUUAAUACAAAACUUCAAAUACUUGCUCCCUU
Grus americana (Whooping crane) is the source of this 3462-nucleotide messenger RNA. RefSeq names its product mitogen-activated protein kinase kinase kinase 7 (gene MAP3K7). The transcript has 18 exons. Gene Ontology annotation, molecular function: ATP binding; magnesium ion binding; MAP kinase kinase kinase activity. Lineage: Eukaryota; Metazoa; Chordata; Aves; Gruiformes; Gruidae. Gene Ontology annotation, biological process: protein phosphorylation; JNK cascade; positive regulation of canonical NF-kappaB signal transduction. The record is from RefSeq and is a predicted model, not a curated record. The coding region runs from base 638 to 2572 and encodes 644 amino acids.